AUGGUUCACCUGUGUCAGCACCUAUCUCCAGGUGUUAAGCAACGUAACCAACGUGCCAUUCUUCAAUGGAAAGUUAUUCUAGAUAUACCCUGUCGCGAUCUGCCCAUUUUAUCCCCCAGACGACCUUUUGCCACUCACCCACGAAAAGGUAUCUGUGAUGACAUUAUUUCCCAGGUCGAAAAUUCCAUGGAUGAAAAAACGUCAGCAUUCAAAUUUUCGAACGAAAAGAAAGAAUUAAGAAAGAGAAUCCCGAUGCAUGUCGCUUCAGCUUUGGAUAAAUAUAUUCGUACCCCAGCUGUCCUGUCAAUCCAUAAACUACUCGAAGAUAAACAGUAUCAAGAGGCCUGGGAAUCAUUCAACUCCCUAGGUUUACUUUCAGAAAAAAAUACAUUGCCUCAUGCAACCUCUAGUCUCCUUCUUACCUCGUUACGAAACGAUGUUUUGCAACACACUGGAAACAACAAGGAUAAACUCACGACUCUUUAUCUGCGACGUCUAGAACAUCUUUUAGCAACUGUUCGAAAGAGUCAAGACUUUUGGACUAGACCCGAACUCGACAUUAUUCUUGAUUUAUUCGGAAAACUCGAUUCCGUAGAAAGAGCAGAGACCAUAUUCAGAAACAUGUCGACAUACUGUGUAGAGCCACCAACAGCAGAAACCUACAACCGACUUAUGGCUGGUUAUUUGAGAAAAUACAAGAAUUUGGACGAAUUAUCACGAAAGCGCUACUUCUCGAAAAUAAACUCGCUGCUACACACCAUGGAACGAUCUGGACCACCCCCAGACACAGCGAGCUAUAAUCUCGCCAUUGCUGCCAAAGUGAAGUCUAACCAUCUAGCAGAAGCAGAAAGCAUCUACGCUCGUAUGGUUAAUUCUGGAAGAACACCCGAUCGAAUGACUUAUAAUGUGUUUUUGAAUGGUUAUCUGAAGCACUGUCGCACAGAUAAAGAUUUGCAAAUUGCAGAUCAGUGGAUGGAGAGGAUGGUAGAGGCUAGAAUCGUACCUAAUUUGCGAACAUUUAACAGCGUAUUGGUGGGAAUCGCUGAACAGGUCAGCUAUCAUGCACGUAUUUUGUCAUAUGAGGAGAUGAAGUCGUCUGUAGAAUCAAUCAAGAGUCUUUACCACAUCAUGAUUCAAUUGGGACACAAACCAGAUACUACCACUGCAAACGCACUUAUCAAAUGCUACACUGCAGCAGAGGAUGAUGCUGAAAUGACAAAAAUGAUAACUAUUUUGGGAGUUCAACCAUCUACAGGGUGUGGAUGUGGUAAGACAUCGGGCGGAUGUGGGCAGGCCGCUCCCAAGAUCGUUCCAGACGAACCAGAACCAUUAAAAAUCUCCCCAGAUGAAUAUACAUUUAAUUCGCUUAUUCACUAUCGACUUAAGCGUAAUCAACUUGACGAAGCAUUCCGAAUGUACGACGUAAUGCUGACACGCGGAUUCUCUCCUAGCACGGUCACUUACGGCAGUUUUAUUAACUACUAUAUGGGAAAAGGAGAUAUUUCAGAAGCGAUAAAAUAUUACGAUGUAAUGAAGCGGAAAGGGAUAUCUAGUAACACCCACAUUUACAACAUAUUACUCAAAGGUUACUUUAAAAACCCCAACCACGCCGAAGCCCUCUUCCAAAGACUUCGAACCAUGCUAAUUGAUAACGUACAAGGCGAUAUCGUGACAUACAACACACAACUUGCCAAUCUCAAACUGGCUAAAGAUCCCUCGAAUCAUUCUGAAGUAGAUGUAUCUCGUUUAACAGAGAUAUUUGACCAAAUGAUUACUAAAGAACAUAAACCGAACGAACGAACAUACAACACUGCUCUGGGUAUACUUGGUAAGCUGCCUCAGCAUUCAGACAACAAAGCCAGACAGACUAUAUCAUCUCUACUUGAAUCAUUGGAUACAUCUGGUCUCCAGCCCGAUAUUAUCAGACACGCCAAUAUCAUCCGAGAUGCAGCAUCCAGAUGUGAUAUGCAAGAAGCUGAGAGUGCUUUUCGAAGGAUGCUGAAUUGUGGAAUUCGGCCGAAUAUAUAUAUCUUUGCUCAUCUAGUAUGGGGAUACUCAAAGAUCGGAGAACUUGAUAAAGCACAAAAUGUCCUCCAUUAUAUGAGUAAACCUCCUUUCAACGUACGUCCUACUGCUUUCAUAUUUGCCCCUCUGAUUGAAGGGUAUGUUGCAGCAACAGAAUACGAUAAAGCCCACAAUACAUUUCGAGAAAUGAUCGAUCAGGGUAUUCAAGCCGACUGCGUAACAUAUACGAUUCUAGCCAAUAUGUUAUUAAAGUCUUCUUCUUUUGAAAAAGAAACGAGUGCAAUCAGCUUACUGGGUGACCUGAGAAAGUCUUUGAAACCUGAUGUCAAUGGAAAAGUGCCUGAGCUGGACCAAGCCGCCUUGACAGUCUUAAUUGAAGCGCACGGAAUGUCUGGGGCAAGGCAUAUUGUUUCACUUAAUAACUACAAAGAAGAUAGCAGCAGUCAGAAGCAGGUAGCUUUGCAGUGCGAGGCGCAUGCCCAAGCUGCCCAAGAAGCAUACGAUUUAAUAAUCAAGUCUGGUGAAAAACCCGAUGCUUACGCCGUCAACGCACUCAUUACUGCAUUCGUAAGAUUGCAAAAAUUAGAAAGUGCAUGGGAUUUUUGGACCCAAUUAUCCAAAGAAAAAGAUUUUCUUGACAUCUCCACAUACCACUACAAUGCUCUCCUCACCGGAUUUGCUGAGGACAAGUCAUGGCACCCUGUAGCAAAGCAUUUAUUCGAAGAUAUGAUGAGCCAGCCCAUUUUUGAAGACUCUGUCAGAUCUCCAAGCCUCAACAAAAGCACAACUCAAAUUACUCCUGAUGUCGCCACCUUUGACUUGAUGAUCCUAAGUUCAGCUAUGGCGUAUGAUGAUGAGAGUAUUCGCCGAUUAUGGCGUCUCGAAUGUCGGCCAAAACCUAAUAGGACAAACCAAAUAACGACUGAAGAAGAUGACCCAAAUGGAAAUACCCCACUUCUUAUCCGAUCAUAUUAUUAUGCUCUUGUUGCCUUACUAAAUGACCGAGAUCUGGCUGGUGCUCGAGAAACAUAUAGAGAAUUCCGCUGUUUAACUUCGCUACCAGAUUCUGCAACCCUGUGGGUCAACAAUAUCAAUGAUAUGGCUUUGGCGAAUCGGCUAACUUAACCUUUACAGGCGAGUGAGAUGGAAAAGUUUUGCUUUUAACAAGACAAAAAGCUGGAGUCUAAAUUUUAAUUAUUAGAUGUGUACAUAAUACUUUUUUUAAAAAACUUUCAUACACUCAGAAGAGCAAUGUAUUGUAUUAGAUGAGAAAAUAGAAGCAUGGCACUUGCUGAUGACUUAUCCUUGUAGAGUCAAAAUGUCACAUCAGUAGAUAUCAAUUAUACAACAAGAAUGUUUAUUUGAAAUAAUGUUAUUACUAUUUUUUUUUAAAGAAAAUUCGUUUUAUUUGUUUAAUUCUUUCAUAUUAAUAAUAUAUACGUAUCUAUGGGUAUGUAUAU
Molecule: messenger RNA, 3485 nt
Organism: Phycomyces blakesleeanus NRRL 1555(-)
Lineage: Eukaryota; Fungi; Mucoromycota; Mucoromycetes; Mucorales; Phycomycetaceae
Exons: 2
Coding region: 1-3150 (1049 amino acids)
Molecular function (GO): protein binding
Source: RefSeq, a predicted model, not a curated record